Messenger RNA from Babesia ovata, 4068 nucleotides. RefSeq lists its product as uncharacterized. NCBI's taxonomy places the organism in Eukaryota, Apicomplexa, Aconoidasida, Piroplasmida, Babesiidae. The transcript is spliced from 3 exons. The coding region runs from base 1 to 4068 and encodes 1355 amino acids. The record is from RefSeq and is a predicted model, not a curated record.
AUGGCUCGCUAUGGCGGUCCGUAUAAACGCACUUCGUCGCCGUUCGUUCACUCGCAUCGGUGCGAUUACGUCGUUGACGCCGACAGGCGGAAGGUGUACUACCGUGCGUCUUCUGUGAGCCCUCCUCCACCGGCUGCAUACAAGCCACGCUUGAAAAAUGUUAGUGCUAUUGACUCGUGGGAGGCGUUCGAGAACGCUCUUGACGCCUACGGGAAGGGUGGCUUGGGUGGCAUAGGCGAUGAAUGCGACGCGGCGACGGCGGCGAGCGCACGCUCAGUGGAGCCGUCAAAGGACUUCUCAUACUACGACUACGAUAAACACAUUUCUUACGAGCAUGAAGACAAUACCUAUGAUUCCAUUUGGGCUGAUGACUAUGUGGGUGACCCCCCGCACGUCACCCUGGAGAAGGUGGAACCCCGCAGUCUGCUUGGCAUGCUGGGUUCCGGUCUCAACAGAGCGGACUACAUAUGGAUUCCCGGGAGCGCAGUUACGCAGUUGCAAACUACAGUGACGGGUCAUUCUCCAUGCCAAGCUGAAGAUUUCCAGGAGGCUAUUGACACGCAUGCAUCGCGUAUGACAUAUGUCGAACCGCAACUAGAAUUGCUACCCCGAGUUACAGCGCCUGCGGUCCGAGAUACGCAUGAGGAUGUUGGAUUGUCACCGACUCAGCAUGCAGAUGAAAAUGAUAAACCCAAGAGGUCUCCAGUUCGCAGCCUGUUCGGCGCGAUGCGCAAUCUCAGGCGCCGCGCCAAUAGCAUAUCGCAAGAUUCCGCCAUCAGCGGAGACACGUCCCAGGGAACAAUCCACCGCUCUGGCAGCCGUUUGGGCGAGCGCCUUCGGCAGCGCGACUUAGGUGUGCGUGGCAAAAGUGACGAUGCCACUCCAUCGGGUGAUACAACGCAACGGACCGGCAGAAAUGUAGUCCACUUAGAGGACGUCGAUGCGUCGGCCGCUGAGCUUCUGAGGGGAGUUAUACCCGGAACCACGCCAGCGCGGCAGUCACACGCAGCUGCCAGUGCCAAAACGCCGCGUCCGAAGGAUGACGUGCCACCUCCAUUUGCAAUCCCCAAAUCAAUUUUACGCAAGAUCGUGCCGAAAGAGUUCAACAUAGACGACCCACACAAAUCUAAACUCGCAGAGAAAGUGGAAGAAUCGGAUGUUACGAGAGAAGCGGCGAGGAGGCCGACAUCGCCGCCUGCUUUGACUGAGGCCUUGGAAGCCGAUGUGAUGCCGAUUGAAGCAGGCAGGGUACAUAACAUGUUCCGCAUGCGCUACGAUAUCCGUCAUGCUAGAGAUCAUAAAGUCAGAGUCAUUGGCUCUGAAAAAUCGGAAGAUGCUGCCGGGUCCACCCUGGGACCUUUACGUGACGCUGUGGGCGAAGGGCGGCAACUAUCGCGGCUAUUUAAAAAAUUACAUAAGCGUGAUCUUUCGUCAGAAAAGGUCCCGAGUAUGUCGUUGGAUAUGCCGGCCUUUGUCAUGGCUUCGAAGGCCGCAGCUCUAGCUGUAGAGAGCACUGAACAAGAACAGGGACAGGAUGAGGAGAUGCCGUCGAACAUCGAGAUCUCGAGGAUGAUAUCUUCAAAGGCGAUUGGCCAAGGAGAUGCUGAGUUCGGCAGAAAGAUGACUAUGUUGUGCUCAUUGGCUGAGGAUCGUGACGACCUCAUUGAGGACAGUGAUGGCGAGCAUCUGGCGUCCGGCGACGUAUCACCGGUGUAUGAUGAUUUGAUACGUCCCGUAGAUAUACCGGCGCCGAAAAGCAUUGCGGCUGAGCUUAUAGAGGCGUCAGAUGCCGGAAGUGUGCGCUCUGGGCGUGCUGCUAUUGAGGGCGCUGGGACGCUGCGGGAUACCCUUGAAUCCGCUCCCCUGAUAAAGCCGCCUUCCUUAUGGAUUCGGUCAAGGGAAUCUGGUAUAAUAGAAGAGAUCAUGAUGCCCAGGUCAAUGCGUGAUCCAUUCUCAGUGAUAAAACCUGACGAAGCCCCUCUUCUUUCCCCCAAAUGUUCACGUGUUUCAGUCAAGGCGGCAUCCGAAAGUGGUUCGGAGUUACCAACGAAGAUUUCACUCUCCGCCGUCUCUGUGUCGCGAGCUCCUUCCUUACAGUAUGCUGCUGGGUCUUUGCGUACCUCCAUUACUGGUGGAUCACAACAUGAUGAAUCUGUACAUUCUGGAACUACAUCCCCGCCAAUAGAGACCGAUGAACAUGUUCCCUGGGGUGCCCCUGUAGUCGAUACCCCGAUUGAUAAACCUUCUUCGAGGAGCGUGAGUUCUGUGACGCCUCCCGUGGUUGAAAGUGAAAUGGACAUUGCUGAUGUGGAUGUGCCUCUCUCUUCUAGGACAUCCUCCAAGCAGCCAUCCAUCCCAAGCUCACGAAAGUCGUCUGUGCCUCCUUCAGUCGCCGAAUCCGACUCAGCUCGGUCGGCCAGUGAGGCGAGUGCUCCCAUAGCGCGUCAAGAUGUCCCGGUUGUGCCUGCUUACCAACGGAUCUGGCGUCUGUAUACUCAUCAACCUGGCAAAAUGUCCACAGCCGGAUCCAUAUUGAGGGGCUACACCGACAGUGCACUUCGUGCCGCUGGGAGUCGGCCGAGGCCUGAAACCGCUGACCUGCUGUCGGAAUAUGUUGCCAGAACACGUCCAGAAGCGCGCGAAGACGAACAGCCCAGUGAAUCAGAGGCAACUAGCCGUGUUGCCAGCAUUGAGAAGAGCGACUCUUUAUCUCGGGGUCCUUCGUUACGUCCAUCAUCUGAAGAUUAUGGAGAUUCGCCCGAUGAUAUGACCGAGGCGCCUGGCGGAGAUCUGCUAUCGCCUCGUGAACCCUCUUCCGAAGAUCAGCCUACUUCCACUUCGGAGUCGGAAGCAGUGUCACGGCUGGGCUCUAAGGCUUUAUCAGAAACCCCAUUGGAGCCGGUGACUGAAGAGGACGCACCCGAAUCUGAACAUGAAGAUGAAAUUUUGGAUAAACCUGAAGAAACUGCUGACGUAGAGCCAUUAGCUGAAGAAGAAGCGCCCAAAUCGGAUCAUGAAGACGAAAAUUUGGAUGAACCUGAUGAACCGGUAGUCGAAGAAGAAGCACCCAAAUCGGAGCACGAAGACGAAAUUUUGGACACGCCGGAAGAGCUGGCAGAUGUGGAGCCGGUAGUCGAGGAGGAGGCACCCAAAUCGGAGCAUGAAGAUGACAUGUUGGAUAAACCGGAAGAACCGGUCAAGGUGGAACCCGAAGUUGAAGAGGACGUGGGUGCUCCAACCGAUGUUCCACCCACCCAGGAUGAUGAGCCCGCCCUCCCUGAAAAGCAGGCUGAGGAAAGUGACUCUGAGGGCAAGAAAAAGAAAAAGAAGAAAAAGAAGAAGAAACAUAAGAAAGAAAAAAUAGACAACAUAGAGGACCGCCCUCGGCCCCUCCGCCACCUGGUGGACAAGCAGCUGAAGGACGGCUUUUCAGCCACCGUCUAUAUCGUGACAUCGAAGAAGAAUGCGAUAUCGACAUUGUGUACGGUCAAGUUCGACUACGAAAAAGAUCGCUUGAUUCUGGAGACGCCCGCCAAUGUGUUCGACAUCGAUGCGUCCAAGGUGGUGGCCGAGGAAAUCCCCACGCUACCAGGCGCGCCAGUUCUACUCAAACUGACCGUCUACGGCAAGCGAUCGUCUGCCAUUGUCAUACAGAGCACUUCGGAGCGCAACCUGGACGUCCUGGGUGGCACGGUGGGCUGGGUGAAUGCCAUCCCCCACGCAGGCCAGGCCGUUGAGGCGGAGUUUGACAACGCUUUGCAAGGCGCGAGAAUUGGCGACCCCAAUCACAUGUCGGAUGCUAUGAUCGUGACCCGGCAGCACUCGGUCGAUGCGCUGAUGCCGAAGAAUGCUGGCCAACGUCCAAGUCAAGACGGAGGCAGCUCUGUACAGAAGCGCAAACAGUCAUCCCAUACGUCAACCGACUCUGCUGAAAGCCUGGGCGGCAAACCGUCUUUCUUCCGGAAAGUUACGUCGCCCACUUCGCAGCCCGAGGAUGCCGGAACGCAGAAGCGCGGCCUACUGUCGAGGAUACUGUUGCGGAAACGCAUAAACAAGGAGUCGCGGUGA